AAUCAAACGCCUCACCACGCUUCUCUCGCCACCAAAGCGGCGGGAGAAUGGACUAUGGAGUCUCUGAUUGCGGGCGUUUUGAGUACGAUUAACAUCACAGACGUUCUCGAUGCAGAUUCUCGUCCCACCUUUAUUGUUGAUCUCGACCCUGAUGAGGAAUUGCCGCAAGGUCUCAAAGCCAUUCGCCCAGUCUUUUGCAAUGUUGCUCUCCGACUGCACGAGCGUUUGCUUGACGCUGUUUGUGGCAACGAAGGGACAGAUCCAAUAGACGACGAGGCGGAUUCCGUUCCGUACGGGGCUUUCCAGAGCUGGGCCACAGGAAUAACUACGCAGGACGACUCAAAGGACAUAUUCCCCCUCUCGUGUUUGUACAAGGAUCUUCUCUGGACCGGCUCCACCGUCUCUAAAAGAUGGAGGCUGAUCAGCGGCAAUCGAGCGUGGAGGGCUGAUAUCCCUCGUCACAAUCUGUCGCCCAGCGCACUCCACGAAGCGACAAGGGAACCUCGCAAGUCCCGCCGUCGCAAGUCGAAUAGUGCAGAGCCGGGGCAGACGAGGGUUGGUACAAUUGCCGAGUCAAAUUUGGCCGAACCGAUUGUCGAGGGGAGCAGCGCAACUGGCACAACACUGGCUGUGUCCUACAGGCAGCCCCCAUCAACCAGGACAACAUGGGGUCGGCAGAUAUCCAAGACAAGUUCUUCAGAUAUUGGGCGAAGCUCGUCGAGCGGAUCAGUUGUCCUUGGAAGACCUGAAAAGGCUGUUGUUGACUGGACCGUCACCAGGCCCAGAGGAAUACUAUCACCUCACAUCGAGAUUGCUCGGAGUGUUGACUGGGCAUCAACUCCGCUGGGUCCGAUGGAGAAAUGGACGCCAGAACUACGCCAGGUCGCAAACCUCUGCAUGAACAAUCCUCACCCGGCCAGCAUCUUCUGGGGCAGCGAGCUGACGAUGCUCUACAACGAGGCCUACGCUCGUGACAUUGCUGGCAACAAACACCCGACCAUGAUGGGAACGGGGGCUUCAGGCCCAUGGGCGGAACUUUGGGACGGACUUGGGCCGACGUUUGCUGAAGUAGCUCGCACGGGAGUCUCCUUUCAGAUACAGCACGACAACAUUUCCUUCUUCAGGCGCGGGUUCCUGGAAGAAGUGACCGUCACCUGGUCAUUGACUCCUCUAUACGGCGGGACUGAGCAUAUUGUUGGCUUCUACAACGCACCGUUUGAGACGACUGAAAUGGUGCUGAGCCAGCGACGCAUGAAGACCAUCAACAAGCUCGGCGAUUCGCUCACCAAGGCGACUACGGUUGCGAGCUUUUGGCAACUGGUCCUGCAAGGCCUGGAGGAAAACCACCGCGAUGUUCCCUUCGCCCUCCUCUACUCGGUGGGAGAUGCAGAAGAUGGGGAUCUCUCAUCGACUUCCUCCCGGAGUUCAAUCUCCAACAAGUCAUGCCGUCUCGAGGGAACCCUGGGUGUGCCCGAAGGCCAUGCCGCUGCUCCGACACAAAUCGAUCUGAAGCGAAGCUACGAAGGCUUUGUGCCGUCAUUCCGAGAAGCCAUGCGGACCCGAGAGCCCACCCUUCUGCAUGCGAGAGACGGCACAUUGCCCCAGGAGUUGCUCGAUGGCAUCAACUGGCGGGGAUUCGGAGAUCCUUGUCGCGAAGCCGUUAUUUUCCCAGUUCGACCGACCAACGGAGAUGCGGUCCUGGCGUUUCUUGUGCUGGGAGUCAAUCCCCGCAGGCAAUACGACGAGCAAGACAAGUCUUUUGCCACUCUCGUCAACCGCCAGCUAGCGACAUCGUUGGCAUCCACCAUCCUCUUUGAAGAAGAGACUCGACGGAGUAGAGAUGCUGUAGAAGCAGCGGCUUUGGAAAACGAAGAGUUGACUCAGAAAUUGAACUUGCAGGCAAGUCGUCUGCGGCGAAUGACGGAGCUGUCGCCGUUGGGCAUGUUUCUCAUCAAUCCCGAGGGUGUCCUGCGCGAGGCCAACGACCGCUUUUACGAAAUGACGGGCCACACGAGGGACACGCAGUCCGAAAUGUCCUGGGUCGACUUUAUCUCGGAAACCAGUGCGAAAACAAUGGAAGACGGCUGGCAGCGCUUGACAACAGAACUUCUCCCGUGGUCGGGCGAGCUGCGACUCAAGAAGGGAGCCGAAAGCCAUUUCAACUCACACGACGAGUCCAUUGACGCGUGGGUUUUAUUCACGGCACAUGUUGAACUUUCGACGACGGGCGCCGUGAGAUCUGUCAUGGGCUCCAUCACGGAUAUCUCACACUUGAAGUGGGCUCAAGGGUUGCAAAAGCGGCAACUGCUCGAAGCCGAAGAGACACGACGCCAGCAAAACGAGUUCAUCGACAUCACCUCGCACGAGAUGAGGAACCCCCUCAGCGCAAUCUUGCAGUGCGCAGAUGACAUCUCGUUGUCGCUGGGGCCUUGUAGCAGCAGCGGCGCAUCUCCCUCACAAGCGGUCAUCGAAGCUUGUGUGGAUGCUGCGCAGACGAUUGUGCUCUGCGUCCAGCACCAAAAGUCCAUCGUGGACGACAUUCUGACCAUCUCAAAACUCGACUCCAACCUACUCCUAAUUACCCCGGUGGCCUGUCAGCCCGAGGUCAUACUGCAGCGCGUCCUGAAGAUGUUCGAGUCCGAGGUACAAGCCAGGGAUAUCAAACUGACGCUUGAAAUAGACCCAGAAUUCGAGCAAAUGGGGGUGGAUUGGGUGAACAUGGACCCCAGCCGGGUUCUACAGAUCCUCAUCAACCUCAUGACGAAUGCAAUCAAGUUCACAGCUUCGUCAGAUACGCGUAAUAUCACCGUCCUGGUAGGCGCAUCUGGGGAACCCCCCGAUGGCACGAUAAUUCCAGGGUUUCAAUAUAUCCCUACCAAGUCAGGCACGAGCAAUGUUAUUGCUUCAGAAGACUGGGGAUCUGGAGAAGUUCUAUAUAUGCGCUUCAGUGUUAAAGAUACUGGGUGUGGUUUAUCAGAGGAAGAAAGGCAGCUCCUGUUCCAACGUUUCAAACAAGCUUCUCCGCGAACCCACGCCAAGUACGGAGGCAGUGGCCUCGGCCUCUUCAUUUCUAAGCGCCUGGCGGAACUGCACGGCGGCAAAAUUGGCGUGGCAUCUGUCGCUGGCCAAGGGAGUCACUUUGGUUUCUAUGUCCAGGCUCGGCGGUCAAGUGAACCAAUGCAGGAGGGUCCUUCUCAGUUACUACUGAUUGAGGUCCCUCCAGCUGUACCGGCUCCUGCAACCAAAGCGGCCAGUCUGCGGCCGCCAAUUUCUCGGGCACCAACUGAAGAACAACCGGUUUUUGAGACAAAAGCAAGCCGAGGAUUCAAUCCUCGCGACUUGAUCGUCCACGUGGUGGAAGACAACCUCAUCAACCAGAAAGUCUUGGUCAACCAACUCAAAAAGGCCGGAUGCUCCGUCAGCGCUACCAACGACGGCAUCGAAGCACUGGAAUUUCUCAAGCAGACGCAUUUCUGCCAGAAGAAUGGCUCUGGCUUAUCUGUAAUUCUGAUGGAUCUUGAGAUGCCCAACAUGGACGGCUUGACGUGUGUCCGUGAGAUAAGGAAGAUGCAGAGCUCUGGCGCCAUUUUAAAGCAUGUUCCCGUCAUUGCUGCGACAGCUAAUGUGAGGGAUGAGCAGGUUCAGACUGCUUUGCAAAGUGGGAUGGAUGAUGUAUUGUCAAAGCCAUUUCGACUAGAUGAUGUGUUGCGAAAGAUAGAGACGUUAUUAGAGACGCUAUUAGAACCAGUGGAACCACUGGAGAGUCCUAGAGAGGAACAGGUAGAUAAAUUAGCUAGACAUCCCUUAUAAUACAUAUUUUUUCGGGGGCGAAUUUGUGUGGAGACG
Messenger RNA from Ilyonectria robusta, 3846 nucleotides. RefSeq lists its product as uncharacterized. The record is from RefSeq and is a predicted model, not a curated record. The coding region runs from base 55 to 3810 and encodes 1251 amino acids. Gene Ontology annotation, biological process: phosphorylation; phosphorelay signal transduction system. NCBI's taxonomy places the organism in Eukaryota, Fungi, Ascomycota, Sordariomycetes, Hypocreales, Nectriaceae. The transcript has a single exon. Gene Ontology annotation, molecular function: phosphorelay sensor kinase activity.